Molecule: messenger RNA, 861 nt
Organism: Limulus polyphemus (Atlantic horseshoe crab)
Lineage: Eukaryota; Metazoa; Arthropoda; Merostomata; Xiphosura; Limulidae
Product: peptidyl-prolyl cis-trans isomerase cyp5-like
Exons: 7
Coding region: 1-861 (286 amino acids)
Biological process (GO): protein peptidyl-prolyl isomerization
Molecular function (GO): peptidyl-prolyl cis-trans isomerase activity
Source: RefSeq, a predicted model, not a curated record
AUGGUUUUGAAUGAUACAUCACAUUUUAAUUUACAGCUGUUGCAAGAAAAGACCCUGGAUGUGCACGUGACAACAGAGUACAGAGGAAUGCUCGAAUGGGAGUGGUUGAACUUCCUGGAAAAACUACAACAGGAGGCGCUAAAGUCUGCAUGGUUGAUAAAAGGAACCGCUGCUGUGUGGGUGAAUGGUGAGUUUGUCGGACAUGGAGCAGACUUUGUUGAUUGGUUGAGCAGGAUGUUUGAGUUCGAAGGUGACAUUUUUGAAGACUGUAUCUUUAAAGACAAAGCUGAAAAAGACUAUCAACAAUACUUUUGCACAAGUAAUCAUGAAUUUGUUUACAUGGACAUCGCUGAUGAUAAUAAGAUGAUAGGUCGCCUGAUUUUUGAGCUGUUUACGGAUUUAACACCUAAAACAUGUCAGAAUUUCAAAGCACUGUGUACAGGUGAAUAUGGAACAGCGCCUUCUGGUGUGAUAUUGAAUUAUAAAAAGUCACCUAUACAUCGUAUCGUUCCCAACGGAUGGAUACAAGGUGGGGAUAUUGUUGGUGGAAAAGGCAAUGGCGGAGAAUCCAUUUUCGGAGCUAUAUUUGGAGAUGAAAGUUUUGCAAUAAAACACAAUACGAAAGGUGUGCUGGGUAUGGCCAAUAAGGGACGAAAUUCAAAUGCAUCUCAAUUCUAUAUUACGUUGUGCGCAACCCCAUGGAUGAACAAGGUGUAUGUUGCUUUUGGACAAGUAAUUGAAGGAUUUGGUGUUUUAGAAGCAUUGACGAAGCUAGAUACUCUCCAUGAGCGCCCUCUAGCCAACGUUUAUAUAGCUAAUUGUGGUCUAGUCACCUUCGAUUGUGAAAAUCGACUAGUAUGA